ACAGGGGCUUUUAAGUCCAAAAACUCGGGUCCCACGUGGGUAUGUGUUUUUAGGCUUAAAAUUUUUGGAGCAGCGAAGAAGAAGAGAGGGAAGCUCCAAAGGUGAGAGAAUCGAGUCUCUACUCUUCGCUUUUUCAUUCUUUGUGUGUGGGAAAGAUCGCUUUCCUGUGAAUCAAUUUGAAACAGACAGGAGGAGGAGGUUCAACAUGAGUGUGGAUUCCAAGUUGUUGGAAGAAGAGGCAGAAGUAGAAUUACAAUACACUGAUAAAAAACCCAGUACUCGAAAACGCAAAUUGAAUCAAAAGCUUGAUAGUAAUGGCCAUGUCAUGCCAGAAAAACUUGUCAAAAGAAUUAAAUUGUUUUUGACCAAGCCAUCAACCCUUCUAGUACUUGCUCCUAAGAUUGGUUCCAAGGUUGUGAGGUGGGAAAAUCGUGUCCGGCUAUCCCAUCUUUUGCGCAAAUUGGCGAAACGCCGCAAUUGGGUAGAAGUUGGUGGUGUGUUGAGCAUGUUGUUGAAAGCGUCAUGUAAGGACCGGUAUCCAUUGAACAAUCGUUUCAAGUAUUCGGUUUCAAUGGAGCUUCUUAAGCAUAUGAAAAGUGAUCGUCUCAAGUUCACCAAAAUCAGGAACAUAUAUGACAUUUGGAUGAGAAAGAAUGGAUCAAUGAAAGAAUGGCCCAUAGAGGAUAGAUUUCUGGUUCAUUUUGAGUUCAUUCUAUUCUGUCUUACACAAGGGAAUGUUGAGGAAGCACAUCAGGCUGCUAUAUGCCUCAAGCAAGAACAAGAACUGGACGCUGACCCUAUGUCAAAUAUGGUCAUGGGCUUGACAUUCUAUGAGCUGUGGUAUUCAACUAUCCCAGAAGAGAUGCAGUGGAGAGAUUCAGAUCUAUUUUCAUCUCGUUGCCACUCUGAUAUAAUGGAAACAAGAUUCAGCAACCCUGUCGAAAAUUCAAUGUGGUGUAGUGCAAAUGAUACUCACAAGGCUGAUAUACCCAUUCGAUGCGAUUCAGACACCUCUGUCAUGAAGGAUAAAAAAAUAUCUAGCAAUGCUGAUAUUAAUCAAAAUAGAGAAGUUUCUAUGGAUGCUGAUGUUAGCCUGCAAAGUGAACAUCCCAUGCAGAACUUCCAGCCACAAGAGUUUUCCAUGAACUCUGAUGAAAUUACUGGAAAUGAAGCCUCAUUUUCUAAACACGGUGAUCAUAUGCAGUAUGCUUCCAAUUUCUAUUCUCUUCGGGGCUUGGAGACCUGGUUGUUACCCUUGCAAUUGCCGGAUCCCGAAGAAAAUUGUGAGGACUUGAUCAAUUUGCAUAGGGGAAUGCUUAAUGAUUAUUAUAUGGAUGCAGUUAAGUAUUUUCAACUUGCUCUUUACUCAACACCGCCAUUAUUGGUGGCCUUACUUCCUUUGGUACAGUUGUUGCUGAUUGGAGGUCAAUUUGAUGAGGCCCUAAAAGUUCUGGAGAAGCUCUGUUGUAAAUCAAACACAGCUCUUCCUAUUAGGUUGAGGACUAGUCUUUUGGAGCAUUUUGAUCGUAAUAACUCUUUUUUGCUUUCAACCUGCUUUGAGGAUAUCCUAAAGAAGGAUCCAACAUGUUCCAAUUCAUUGGCAAAGCUUGUCAGGAUGCAUCAAAAUGGGGAUUAUUGUCUCGAAUCCCUAUUGGAAAUGAUAGCAUUGCAUUUAGAUUCUACCUAUGCAGAAUACAAUACCUGGAAAGAAUUUGCAUUAUGUUUCCUUAAGCUUUCUCAAUAUGAAGAGGAUCAAAUGUCUGUGUGUACAAAAAAAAAUGAAGAUGGGCAGCAGCAAACAGAGACUAUUUAUUUUAGUAAGACCCCCACAAUAUUUACAAAGGGAAAAUCAGGAAAAAGUUGGAGGCUUCGCUGCAGAUGGUGGUUGACACGUCACUUCAGCAAUAAUAUGCUUGUAUCCGAGAUUGCUGCAGGUGAUCUGCAGCUAUUAGCUUAUAAAGCAGCAUGCGCAUCGCAUAUGUAUGGAGAAGAGUUCAAUUAUGUUGUGGAGGCUCAUAAUUGCUUAGGAAAGGAAAAUGAUAGGGAUUUGUUAUUGUUCCUGCAAACGCAUAUGGAGAACUCAAUUGGAAUUUAUACAAACUUUCUAAAUUAAAAAAAAAAAAAAAAAAUGAGAUCACCUUCUUUUCUGCAGGCAAAGUUUUAUUUACUUAUGGAAUGCUUGGUGAAUGAUCCAUCAGCAUUACUCAUUAGUUGUCCUUUUCCUGGCCUUUAUUAUCCUCCCAAUAUUUUAUUUUAUGAUGCCAUUAAGGUUUUGUGUUUUA
Quercus robur (English oak) is the source of this 2282-nucleotide messenger RNA. RefSeq lists its product as uncharacterized. The coding region runs from base 206 to 2113 and encodes 635 amino acids. NCBI's taxonomy places the organism in Eukaryota, Viridiplantae, Streptophyta, Magnoliopsida, Fagales, Fagaceae. The transcript is spliced from 10 exons. The record is from RefSeq and is a predicted model, not a curated record. Gene Ontology annotation, cellular component: RNA polymerase I transcription regulator complex. Gene Ontology annotation, biological process: transcription by RNA polymerase I.